Phialemonium atrogriseum is the source of this 2121-nucleotide messenger RNA. Its product is annotated as putative eukaryotic translation initiation factor 2a protein. Lineage: Eukaryota; Fungi; Ascomycota; Sordariomycetes; Cephalothecales; Cephalothecaceae. Gene Ontology annotation, molecular function: protein binding; tRNA binding; mRNA binding. Gene Ontology annotation, cellular component: cytosolic small ribosomal subunit. Bases 1 to 2121 code for a protein of 706 amino acids. The transcript is spliced from 2 exons. The record is from RefSeq and is a predicted model, not a curated record. Gene Ontology annotation, biological process: translational initiation.
AUGGCCAGUCCGAUUCAGUUUGCCUACCGAACCCAGAAGGCCAUCAGCGUGUUCGAUGCUGCGCCUGUCUACGAGCCUCUUCCUGGAUUCGUUAAACCCGAAGGGAACACCCGGUGUUGUGACUACUCUCCCUGUGGCCGCUAUUUUGCAUACGCCUCUAACGAAGGUGUCAACAUUGUCGAUGCCUCCGUCGGCCAUGUGCUGGCCUCCGUGCCAAUCCCAAACGUUCUUGAGCUGGCCUUCUCUCCACGGGGUUCGUUCUUGAGCACUUGGGAGCGGCCUGCUAAAGACGAGGCGGGCGAUGCCACCAAGAACUUGAAAAUCUGGCGCACUGUCGAGGACCUUGACGAGGGAGCUGAGAAGAAGCCACUCGGGUCCUGGGUGCAGAAGUCGCAGUCAGGCUGGAACCUCCAGUACACCACCGACGAACAGUUCUGCGCCCGCCUUGUCACCAACGAGGUCCAAUUCUACGAAAGCAACAACCUCACCGCCCCCUGGAACAGGCUUAGGGCUGAAGGAGUGUCGGACUUCGCGAUUGCACCCGGCCAAAACCACAACGUGGCUGUUUUCAUCCCCGAACGAAAGGGUCAACCCGCCGCUGUCAAAGUUUUCAACGUGCCGCAGUUUACCAGCCCGAUGUCGCAGAAGACCUUCUUCAAAGGCGACAAGGUCCAGCUGAAGUGGAACGGGCUGGGCACAAGCUUGAUUGUGCUGGCACAAACCGAAGUGGACAAGUCGAACAAGAGCUAUUAUGGCGAGACUGCCCUGCACUUGCUGAGUGCUAAUGGCUCCUUUGAUGCACGCAUCACAUUGGACAAGGACGGCCCUAUCCACGACGUCGCCUGGUCUCCCAACUCGAGAGAGUUUGGUGUGAUCUAUGGAUAUAUGCCUGCCAAGACGACCAUCUUCAACCACCGUGCCAUUGCCACCCAUUCUUUCCCACUCGGCCCUCGCAACACCUUCAAGUUCUCGCCCCAAGGAAGGUUCGCUCUGGUCGCCGGCUUUGGAAACCUGGCAGGCCAGAUUGAUAUUUACGAUCUCGAGAAGGAUUACCGCAAGGUUUGUACCAUCGAGAGUGGCAAUCCCAGCGUUUGCGAGUGGAGCCCGGAUAGUCGAUACAUCCUGACGGCAACAACCUCUCCGCGUCUCCGCGUGGAAAACGGCGUGAAGCUCUGGCAUGUGGGCGGUGGGAUCAUGUACAACGAGGAUAUGGACGAGCUGUACAACGUCAUUUGGCGGCCCGCUCCGCUGGAUGGUACUCCUGGAGGUGUCGACCCGCUGCAUCCUGUGCCGACCCCGCAUUCGUCGGCACUCGCGUAUCUGGGGACAGUCAAGACCCCCUCGAAACCUGCGGGGGCUUACCGUCCCCCUGGGGCUCGGGGCACGAUGACACCCUUGCACUUCAAGCGUGAAGACGAGGGUGGGGCGGCUCAUGUGGUCAGCAACGGGACUGCGUUGGUAGGACCUAACGGAUUCGGUGGUCGCGCUCGCCGCCAUGUUCCCGGAGCCGAGUUCACCGACGCUUCCUCAAUACCUGGAGCCGCUCCUGCCGAUGCAGACGCCAACGGCAAUGAAAACUUGUCCAAGACUGCGCUGAAGAACAAAAAGAAGCGCGGCAACAAGAAGGGCAAGGAGGGAGAACCUAGAGCCGGUGGUGAAAUCGGCGGUCUCGCUCCUCCUGGGAGGGAGUUUCGUAACGGGCCUCCCAACGAUGGACGCAGCCCCGAGCGACGAGGCUAUCACCAGCACUCCCGCAGCCAGUCGCGCAACAAUGUGCAAGGUCGCAGCCGCAGCAACACUCAACGUGCUCGCGACCCUAGUCGCCCGGGCCAGGGGCGCAUGAACCACCAGCAAGGCGCUGUACCCACUGGCCCUGCCGCCGGCAACCAGGUGGCCGAGGCUCAGGCCCAGGCAGCUGCUGAGGCGGCAGCAGAAGCAGCGUCAUCAGCGAGCCAGAACCCCAACGCCAAGAAGGUACGCAGCUUGCAGAAGAAGAUCCGUGCAAUUGAAGAUCUGGAAAUGCGACUUGCCGGCGGAGAGAAACUGGAAGACACCCAGAUGAAGAAGAUCGGGACGAAGAGUGCCGUCAUCAAGGAGCUUGAUAUCCUAGAAAAGGAGUAG